Molecule: messenger RNA, 1458 nt
Organism: Pistacia vera
Lineage: Eukaryota; Viridiplantae; Streptophyta; Magnoliopsida; Sapindales; Anacardiaceae
Product: ankyrin repeat-containing protein BDA1-like
Molecular function (GO): protein binding
Source: RefSeq, a predicted model, not a curated record
AUGAAUGAGAAGUUGAUGAAUUGUGCUGAACAUGGAGAUGUUGAGACAUUAUAUUCAAUACUUGGAGAGGAUCCAUAUGUUCUUGAGCGAUUAGAUCAAAUACCAAUCGUUGAUACUCCUAUACACAGAGCCGCAAGUUCUGGAAACACCCAUUUAGCCUUGGAAAUUGCUAGCUUAAAGCCCUCACUUGCUUGGAAGCUAAACCAUCUUGGGUUUAGUCCCCUACACCUAGCUCUGGAACAUGGGAACGAUCAACUGGUGAGAGGGUUUAUAAAAACUGAGAGUGAGCUCGUCCGUGUCAAAGCGAAGGAGAGGAUUACGCCUUUGCACUAUGUGGCUCAGACCAAUAAUGCCGAUCUUUUGGCUGAAUUUUUGACUGUUUGCCCGUCAUCUAUUCAUGAUGUCACCAUACGAUGUGAAACCACUGUGCAUUUAGCUAUCAAAAACAAAAAUGUUGAUGCUUUUAGAGUGUUGUUGGGGUUUCUUCGCCGAAACAACAUGGAAGAUAUCAUGAAUUUUACUGACGAGGAUGGCAACACUGCCUUGCAUAUUGCAACUUCUACAAAUCAGCCUGAGAUAGUGAAGUACUUGUUAAGAACUGGAGUCAACGUGAGUACCAGGAACUUGAGCGGUUUGACAGCUAUGGAAAUCUCCUGCAGUGAAGAAGAUUCGUUGAAAAAAAAGACGGAGCGUCUUCUACGUCGUGCUAAGGCCGUAUCAGGUUUUUCACAUGAUGCAGCGGAUCCAACGCCACACUUGCACGCAAAAUGGGUAGGGAUUUAUCAUUUACUGAAGAACGGGAGAUACUUGGGAAUAAUGGGGAAAAGCCUAAAAUUAUCGCCUAGUGAUGUCCGGAACGUCAUACUUGUGGUGGCUAUUUUGAUUGCCACCGCCGCCUACCAAGCUGGACUGAGUCCGCCGGGGGGAGCUUGGCAAGAUGAAUACAGUCCAACAACAAAUAACAGAGCUACUAAUGAUCAAAAUAAUACAAUUGGCAAAGGUCAUGGGAAAAAGGGGCACCAUGCUGGAGAGAUGAUAAUGAAUCCGAUAUUUCUGACUAUUUUCUUUGUUUUAAAUAGCUUAGCGUUUUAUACAACUGUGUGCACAAUUGUGAUAGUCAUCAUCGGGCUGCCUUAUUCGCCGAUACUUUGCACAUCAACAUGUUGUCUGUUGUUGGCGUAUUAUGUUUCAGUGGCUACCACUUUUCCAGGAGAGGUGACGCAGGGUUUGAAUUUAGUUUUGCUGAUAAUAUUUGGGAUUUCAAUUAUUUUGGUACUUUGGCUUCCAUUGCAAGCAAUACGUAGAGCUUUGAAGCUAAAAGGGCUAGUGAGGUUUCUCAGAAGUCAUCGGCAGAUUUGCGGCAUCGACUACUAAACAAAAUUUAACUUGUUGCGUCAUGGCGCGCCUUUACUAUUGAUCAUCACCUGUAACAAUAAUAUUUGUUAAACUAUCAUAUUU